CUUAGCCCGCGGCGGAGCUGCCCAUGGCCGGGCCUCCGCUGCCCUUCCCGGGCCGCUUCUGGGCCCCCUGGCUGCCCGCGGGCUCCCCGCCCCUGCGGGCCCUCCUGGCCGCCGCCCCCCCCAAGAGUUUUCUUGGAGGUUUUUUUGGUCCCAUCUGUGAGAUUGAUGUUGUCCUUAACGAUGGGGAGUCACGGAAGAUGGCGGAGAUGAAAACUGAAGAUGGCAAAGUAGAAAAACAUUAUCUCUUCUAUGAUGGCGAAUCUGUUUCCGGAAAGGUAAACCUAGCCUUUAAGCAACCUGGAAAGAGGCUAGAACACCAAGGAAUUAGAAUUGAAUUUGUAGGCCAAAUUGAACUCUUCAAUGACAAGAGUAAUACUCAUGAAUUUGUAAACCUAGUGAAAGAAUUGGCCUUACCUGGAGAAUUGACACAAAGCAGAAGUUAUGACUUUGAAUUUAUGCAGGUUGAAAAGCCAUAUGAAUCCUACAUUGGUGCCAAUGUCCGAUUGAGGUAUUUUCUUAAAGUGACAAUAGUCAGACGACUGUCAGACUUGGUAAAAGAGUAUGAUCUUAUUGUUCACCAGCUGGCCACCUACCCAGACGUCAACAACUCCAUCAAGAUGGAGGUGGGCAUCGAAGACUGUCUGCACAUAGAGUUUGAAUAUAAUAAAUCCAAGUAUCAUUUAAAGGAUGUGAUUGUUGGAAAAAUUUAUUUCUUAUUAGUAAGAAUAAAAAUUCAGCAUAUGGAAUUACAGUUGAUAAAGAAGGAGAUCACAGGAAUUGGGCCCAGCACCACCACCGAAACGGAAACCAUUGCCAAGUAUGAGAUCAUGGAUGGGGCACCAGUCAAAGGUGAAUCAAUUCCCAUAAGACUUUUUCUAGCGGGAUAUGACCCAACUCCAACAAUGAGAGAUGUGAACAAAAAAUUCUCAGUACGCUAUUUUUUGAACCUGGUUCUCGUGGAUGAGGAAGACAGACGGUACUUCAAACAGCAGGAGAUCAUCUUAUGGAGGAAAGCUCCAGAGAAGCUGAGGAAGCCGAGGACAAACUUUCACCAGCGCUUUGAGCCUCCGGAGCCGCAGGCAUCUGCUGAGCAGCCGGAAAUGUGAAGGGAGGAGGAGAAAGGGGUUGGGGCAGGGGAGGCUGGUGGGCUCCAGCGGUGGCAGCCUGCGCAGGACAAGGCUGAAGGCCCCUCCCUCCGCCCCCGCUCCCCUCUUCUGUGGCACUACUAACCGGUCUCCAAGGUGUACAUCGUUAAAAACAAAGUGCUUUCUCUGAAACACUGGAACUUCCUCGAGCUGCCGUGUGUCUUUUUUUAAACUUCAUACUUUGAUUUGAUCACAUGCACUCAGAUAUGUGUAAGCUUAAACAUUAAGAAUGUCCAUGUGUAGGCUGGCAUUUGGUAAUUUUCUUUUUCUAGGCUAGAUUAGGAAUCUUCCCGCCCAUCUCCAUGUCAUUGGUUCCCUCUCAUUCUCUGCAGAACACGGGAUGGGCAGAUGGUGAGAGAGACUGAAUGGCCGAGAAGCUUUGGGGGCUGCUCGGGGUGUAGCCAUCCCCUGGGGACCUUUGUUCAGUCCUGAGGGUGUUUGUCCUGAGACUGCCAGCCCCGGGGCGUUCUGCUCACUUCCUUACAACCUUUCCCAUUAGAGAGAUCCGUAACAGGAUGGGGUGAUUGCCAUCUUAUUCCCAGAAUUUUCUUUUUUGCCAUUAGUCUGUUCAACUCUUGCAUCGGCACCACAGUAGUUUUUCUGCAGUGUGUUUUGUUUGUAUUUUAAAAUUUCUAAUUUUCAUAUGAUUUCUUUUUCUUUCCCCCUUCUCCCCUCCCGCCUCCCCCGAUUCUUUAAGGCAUUUUAUUUUAAGUUUUAGGGAAAUUUUGGCUGUCUGUGCAGAGAAUGCUAAUUCCCAAACUUCCCAAUCGUUGGGGUGGGUGAGCUUUGUAUCGUCUCUAAUCUGUAGCUGGUUAAACGUCCUUCUGUCAAGCUGCAGCUUUGGCCAGUCAAAACUCAGAUUUUACAAGCUGACUAACCUCUCUAGGAAACACAUACAGUGUCUGUGUCUUAAUUUUGUUUCAUGUUGAAUUUGAGUCCUCCUUGGUUCCAAGACUCUCUAAGGUUGUGCACUUGGGGACUGGGUUCGGUUUCUGAUACAUCCACGAUAUAUCCACGUGGCGGAGGCGCUGCUCUUGUCUGAGCCACAGAAGCCACCUGCACUUAAGGGUCACGAACCACCCGAGACUUUUGACAAACGCCAGUGCUAGCCUUGUCAGUGGACCAAACGCAGUCCCUGGUCGUGCUGUCUGAGAACUGCUUUCCUCCGGUGUCACUUUGACCACCUUCUCUUACUGCAGAAGAUGCUCUCUGGGUUCCUAUGCUCCAGAAACAUCUCUUUUCAAUGUAGAUGUCUGGGGGUGGAAACAGAUGGAUUUUUUUUUUCCUCAUGUAAGUGCCUGUUCAGAAAUUAAAAACAAAAAUUAAAAUGCCAAAUAUUUUCAUGGUCACUUGCAUGUAAUAAUCUAGAGACUGUUUGAAAAGAUUUUGAAAACUGAUUGUAUUUAACCAGCCUCAAAUUGUGCAACCAUGUAUAAUAAAGAAUUUGAAACUGAUAUUGAGCUGCUAUUUGAAUGAUUAAAAAUAGCUGUAUUCUCAAGAA
This is a messenger RNA of Antechinus flavipes (yellow-footed antechinus), 2646 nucleotides long. RefSeq names its product VPS26 retromer complex component A (gene VPS26A). Gene Ontology annotation, cellular component: retromer complex; endosome. Gene Ontology annotation, biological process: retrograde transport, endosome to Golgi; intracellular protein transport. The transcript has 9 exons. The coding region runs from base 24 to 1106 and encodes 360 amino acids. The record is from RefSeq and is a predicted model, not a curated record. NCBI's taxonomy places the organism in Eukaryota, Metazoa, Chordata, Mammalia, Dasyuromorphia, Dasyuridae.